Messenger RNA from Encephalitozoon romaleae SJ-2008, 1173 nucleotides. Its product is annotated as calmodulin-dependent protein kinase. Lineage: Eukaryota; Fungi; Microsporidia; Unikaryonidae. Gene Ontology annotation, molecular function: protein serine/threonine kinase activity; ATP binding. Gene Ontology annotation, cellular component: cytoplasm. The coding region runs from base 1 to 1173 and encodes 390 amino acids. Gene Ontology annotation, biological process: protein phosphorylation. The record is from RefSeq and is a predicted model, not a curated record. The transcript has a single exon.
AUGAACAAAAUGAAAAAGAAUAAUUGGAAGGUACUAGGCUUGGGAGCGUUGUCUGUCAUGCAGGGAUAUCAUAGGAGGCUGUCUAGAAAGAUUCAAAACAUCUUUUUUACGACAUUGGUACUCCUUUCCUUUAUUUUCCUCUAUAAAAAAUAUUUUUUUGUUUGCAGAAGCAAGGAGGACCGGAGAAUGGAGAAGAUGUGCUUAGAUUUCAUAAACAAAAGGGUUGAUAAAUGUCUACAGCACAAGUCGAGAUAUGAGCAAAACAAGGAGUUUGCAGCAAUCAAGACACACCUUCCGCUCAUCCCAUUGAAGAUGACUCGAUCUAAUGCUGUUUUUCUUUAUACAUAUAGAAAGCCAUAUAUUGUUAUCAAGAGAUGUAUUGCACCGGGAACGCCUGGACUUGAAGAAGACGAAAUUAUGAAGUCUCUUGACCAUGACCAUGUUGUGAAGUUUCUUAAAUCAUUUAGGGAGAAAUAUGUGAACCUUAGAGAAGAGGAAGAGACGAUUAUCUGGAUAUUUAUGGAGCAUAUGGACAGUAAGGUGUCCCAAGAUGUUGUAAAGGGGAACGAAAACAAGAUAAGAGAGAUAGCUAAGGGGAUAUUACAUGGGCUUAAGUAUCUUCAUGGAAUGGGAAUAGCGCAUCUUGACUUAAAGAUUUCGAAUGUUAUGGGAAAGGAGACGAAGGAUGGAAUUGUAUAUAAGAUCAUUGAUUUUGGAUUUGCUAGGAAACUUGAGCACCCAAGUGACAAUGCUGAGAUCCAGAUUCCUUCGAAAAGUUUUGGGACAUAUCCAUACAAGCCGCCUGAAACGUCGCAACUGAAUAUGCAUGGAGUGAAGGGAGACAUAUGGUGCUUAGGUGCUAUAGUAUGGUUUCUGUCUCGAAGGCAAACGCCAUUCUAUUUCGAUGAUGGGCGGAAGAAUCUAGAGGAAUGGAGGAUGUUCAUACGAGGGAGAUUGCCUAUUUCUUUCAAACCCAAUUCAUCACCUGCAUUGAGAGAUUUUGUGAAGAAAUGCAUGAACUUUGAUAGAUUUGCAAGGCCUAAUGCCUCCGAUCUUCUUGAACAUCCUUUUAUUACAGGAAUGCCAAUGAAGAUGGCUUCCGAAGACCUAAAUGAGAUGAGUGAAGAGUUUUCGUCCAGCUCAGAAUACGGUAGUAUGGAGUCCGAGGAUUAA